Messenger RNA from Phytophthora infestans T30-4, 800 nucleotides. RefSeq lists its product as uncharacterized. The coding region runs from base 1 to 702 and encodes 233 amino acids. Lineage: Eukaryota; Oomycota; Peronosporomycetes; Peronosporales; Peronosporaceae. The transcript has 6 exons. The record is from RefSeq and is a predicted model, not a curated record.
AUGGAGGAUCGCACGGCGGAAGCGUGGAAGGCGUUUGGGGGCGACACGGAGGCAGGGCGGCUCUUGAAGAAGCUCUAUUGCGGCACAAGCAAGCCCAAACUAUCAUACCCGAAACUCAAGUCGAAGCCGCGGGAGACGACAGCACCGUUUAUUCCUGGCGGCGGAGUGGCGGGUGCUUCAGACUCGAGAACGCAUCAACUGGUGGCAAACACAUCGAGUCGGGCGAUCAGGACGCACCCGAUCGACUACCUUUCAACUCACAAAAAGCCGCAGAGUGAGAUUAAAAAGGAGCUGAGCGAGAUCAAGAGGCAGUUGGAGGGAGCUCGCAUGAGCUGCACGAGACUCACUCCGAAUCAGGAGAAGGAGAAGCCGCAUCAGCUUUUCUUGUUCACGACUGGGAGUAUUUUGCCCUGCGAGCUCUUGCCCGGAUCUGACCUCCUCGAUCAAGAACUCUCUCAUGCUGCAGCGUUGCGCAACGGCAAAUUCCCCAAGGAUCGACCGGCGCAGCUUGAGGAGCUUUACGAUGCGGUGCAGACAGAGGUGGAAUCUCGGAAGAGCUACGUGUCCGAAAUGAUCGCUCUGAGAAGACCAGAGAAGGCGGCCCCAGUCGAGCGCGAGAUCUUGGAGCGAAUGACUGAGCUACGCAAAAUCCACGAGCUCAUCUUAAAAGAGAAACGAAGCAACAACAAUUACAGUAACUAGUAACGUUAGUACUUCGAAGUAUUUUAAUACUAGUACGGUAGCAUCCUGGUAAACAGGUUGCUUAACGGGCGAUGCCCAAAUAGGGUCCCACCAGUUUA